UAAAAAGAGGAGAAAUCGUCUCCGGUACAUUGCAAUGUUUCAUAAUACGUGUAUCUUUCGCCGAUGGCUGCUGUGUUUUUUGGUGGCGAUCCACCACGCGCUGUUUGGAGCCGGAACUUCUCAACUCCUGCUCGGUGACGGAACCAAACCCCGGCUCGUGUCGGCGGCGAUCUUCCCGUACAACCCGACCCAGAGCACAGCCAUCCUGGCUCGGCCCAUCUGCGUCUUCCCGUCAGACCCCGGCUCCGUGGUCGGCGUGGUGACCGCACAGGUCGGGAAAGGCUACUCGUUCUCACGCGUGCUCGGAGCCGUGGGGUCGAGGGUGGCCACCGGCGCAGGAGAUCGGGGCCCCUACCUCGCCGGCUACUUCCCCGUGCCCCCCUGCGCGCAGCCGCCGCCGCCCUCCGUGGUGGUGGGCACCGGCGGGUCCAGCGUUGCCCUGGCCCUCCUCGGGAUGGUCAUCUUCCGUCUCGGGGGUGACCCGGCCUGCGCCACGGGCAUCGCCGAUGACCCCGCGGCGCUUGUGUGCAACGGCCCCCUCUGGAACGGCACGGCCUACCGAGUGAAGUUCGUGCUCCUGGCGAGGAGCUCUCUGCUCUCCCCUCCUGCCAUGGAGACGCCGUGGUCCGACCCCAUAUCCACCAAGCCAGUGGUGAGCGUUGAGCAGAUCCACGUGUGGCCCGGCAAGCGCACGGGGGGCAUGGUGGUGGUGACCUCCGUGCUCUGCUCCAUCCUCUUCGUGCUGCUCUUUGCGCUCACCGCCGCGCUGCUCGCGCCCAGCCGAGAUGGCAAAGAGAUCACGAAGGAGGCGCGUACAUCUCAAAUCUCUGGCCUGGAGUCGCAGUUCAGGAACAAGGCGUUUGACGAAGGCCAAGCGGCAGCGGAAACUCUGAAGCAUUGAAAACGGAUGGGGACUCGGGAAGAAAUGUCAUACUUGACCACAAAUUAAAUCUG
This is a messenger RNA of Petromyzon marinus (sea lamprey), 954 nucleotides long. Its product is annotated as uroplakin-3a-like. The record is from RefSeq and is a predicted model, not a curated record. Gene Ontology annotation, cellular component: plasma membrane. NCBI's taxonomy places the organism in Eukaryota, Metazoa, Chordata, Hyperoartia, Petromyzontiformes, Petromyzontidae. Gene Ontology annotation, biological process: urea transport; water transport.